Astyanax mexicanus (Mexican tetra) is the source of this 6356-nucleotide messenger RNA. Its product is annotated as protein kinase C and casein kinase substrate in neurons protein 3. The coding region runs from base 277 to 1449 and encodes 390 amino acids. The transcript has 10 exons. Gene Ontology annotation, cellular component: cytoplasm; endosome; plasma membrane. The record is from RefSeq and is a predicted model, not a curated record. Lineage: Eukaryota; Metazoa; Chordata; Actinopteri; Characiformes; Acestrorhamphidae. Gene Ontology annotation, molecular function: protein binding; phospholipid binding. Gene Ontology annotation, biological process: regulation of endocytosis; plasma membrane tubulation; cytoskeleton organization.
AGAGAGGGAGGGAGGGAGCACGGCACAGGGGGAGAGACCGAGCCACCUCACCAAACAUUGACAGUGAGUGAAAGAAGCUGCGGAGAAGAGAGGGAGAAAGAGAGAGAGGGAGAGAAAGAGAGAUAGAGGAAGAUAGGGGGAGAGAGAGAGAGAGAGAGAGAGAGGGAGGGAGUGGUGGACUUGGUGAUCUACAGAGUGGAGUCUUAAGUUUCCAGAAGAAAAGAGACUGAAUAAGUAAGUCAGUAAACUCACAGAGAAAAAGUUUGAGAGGUCAUCAUGUCAUCACCCCCUCCGGAGAACAGCCCAGAGGAUGCCAACCACCAGAGCUUCUGGAUGCCGGGGAACUACCAGCGGACGGUAAAGAGAACAGAGGAUGCGUUCCAGGCGUGUAAUGACAUAGUGACGUGUUUUCAGGAGCGAGCACGUGUGGAGCGACAGUACGCCCAGCAGCUCAGCGAGUGGACUAACAAGUGGAAGCCCAUAGUGGAUGCCAGUCCUCUGUAUGGCUCUCUCCUGCAGGCGUGGCAGUGUUUCCUCUCUUCCGCUGAUCGCCUCUCCACUCUUCACUCCUCCAUCUGUCGCUCGCUCGUGUCGGAGGAUGGAGACCGGGUCAGGACUUGGCAGAAGGAGACCUUCCAUAAGAAGAUUUUUGGAGGAUUCAGGGAGUCGCAGGACUUUGACACAGGAUUUGCACGUGCUCAGAAGCCCUGGGCCAAAAGACUCAAGAAGCUGGAGAAGGCGAAGGCUGCGUUCCACAAGGCGAGCCGUAAGGAGCACACAGCCCGGGAAAGAGAAGCUCAUGCUCAGGGAAACCCCGACAUCGCCAUAGAGAAACAGAGGAAGAUCCAGGAGGAGAGAGAACUCGCUCACCAGGAGACAGAGAAAGUUAGAGCCCGCUAUGAGAAGGUUCUGGAGGAAGUGACACGUUACGCCCCGCGCUACAUGGAGGAAAUGGAGUCCAUCUUUGACCAAUCACAGGAGGAGGAGAGGAAGAGGAUCAGCUUCCUGAAGCAGGCCUUCUUGUCCAUCCACAGACACCUGGACGUCACCAACAACGAGAGUGUGAAAGCUGUGUAUAAUGAGCUCCACGACACUCUGAUGAGCAUUAACGAGCAGGAGGACCUGCGCUGGUGGAAGAACACUCACGGUCCAGGAAUGCCCACUGACUGGCCCCAGUACCAGGAUUGGGUACCAGACAAGAAACAUAAAAAAGGAAAGAAAGAGGUGGUGGAGACGAAAGCGGUGGUUAUGGAGAGGAGUGUAAUGAUUGGUGGAGUGAGGGUCAGAGCGCUGUACGAUUAUGUUGGACAGGAGCCAGACGAGCUGUCCUUUAAAGCUGGUGAGGAGUUUCUGAAGAUUGAGGAUGAGGAUGAUCAGGGCUGGUGUAGAGGAAUGAUGGAUGGAGGAAGAGAGGGACUCUACCCUGCUAACUAUGUGGAAGUGGUGUAGGGCUGCAGGAGACACACACACACACACACACACACACACACACACACACAAACACAUUCUCUCUGUCUCUCCAUAUGUUCCAGUGAAGGACUUUGAGUGUAUUUGCAUUCACGUUAAUGGUGCAUCUGGUGUAUAAUUAAAAAGGAAGUCCACUAAUGAUUUCAAAUUGAUAAUUAGGAGGUUAACAUGUACAAUUCUCAGUUCUUGAGAAUUUUUUUGAAGUGGUGUUGAAUGAGUAAAUCAUCUGAUGCAUUUAAUACCUGCCAAAAUUCAUCCCAUGAGGAUUGAAUAGUCCUGUCAACUUUGAUUUGUGUCUUUAAGGCGAACUCUUGAGAUGGCAGCAGUAUGUGGAUGAGCACUGUCCUGCUGAAAUAACGCACUACAGUGUUUUUUCAGAAAAGGUACCGUAUUUUUCGCACUAUAAGACGCACUUAAAAGGUAUUACUUUUCCAAAAAAUCAACAGUGCGCCUUAUAAUCCAGGUGAACCUUAUGUAUGAAUUCUACCAGUCGGAUUGUAAGGAGCAGUGUUAUUAAGUUUCAGUUUAGUUCUCCAGCACCGAGACUGAAGCAGUAAUAGCAUUAGCAGCUAAGCGCUAGCCCUUUUGCCGUUCUCCCCUGCUAGCACUGCUGGAGCAGCAUUAGCUGCUAACCACGCAAAAUGCUAGCCAUUCAGAUGUGAAUAUUACCGGACUGUUGUCUGCUGCUAGCCUUGGCUACCACUGCUGGAGCAGCAUUAGCAUUAGCCGCUAACUGUGCUAAGCUCUAGCUCUUUUGCCAUUGAAGGGUGAGUAUAUCAGACUGCAGUCUGCGCAUUUAUCGUGUUAAAACAUGCUAUGUGAGAUGAACCGCUAGCUAAUCUCACCCUGGCUUACUGAAACACUCAGGGUUCCUCAGUGUAGCGCUGUUGUGCAGCAUUUACGAGCACUUAGCUGCUAAUGCUAAAGCUAAUGCUGCUGCACCUAGCCAUAGUAAAAAUCUGUAAAUCUAAGCUUACUGUAAAUAAAUGGAAGUGCUUUACUCACCCAGACAAACAGUUUUCAGGAGAGAAAUCUGUGUAGAUUUACAUCCAGCGCUUUUUUGACUUAAAAAAAAAGAUUUUUUUUUAAGAAUUAAAGUUUCGUUUACUUGGUUUAGUUUUAUUUAACUUAAUUAACCUACCCACUACCACUACCCAGUGGCGAGAUCUGCUGAAUUAGAAGGAAAACGUGGCAUGGCGACACCCCUGUUCCUUACUAGUGUCACAUAAUGCAACGUAUAAUCCGGUGCACCUUAUGUAUGAAAAUAGACCAGAAAAUAGACGCUAAUUGAUAGUGAGCCUUAAAAAUUCUGUGUGCCUUAUAGUGCGAAAAAAUACGAUAGGUCCACAGGUUGCAGGACCUUAUUAAGGUAACAUAGGGCUGUCAGCAUGCCUGUAAUAAAGACACGCAAAGUGAUCUAACAUUGUACAAAACUGCCUUCUAUACCAUGGCACCAGGCUAAGUGUGUUGGGCUGUAGUCAAAGCCCCUGGUAGACCUCUGGUUCCAUUCAGCACCACUGUAAAGAAUAGGCCAAAUUCUAUUUUAAAAUAAUAAUAAAAAAAAAAAAACUGUGUCAAUUUUGCUAUUAUUAUUUUUUUGUGUGUUGAUUUUGAUACAUCAGGCCUGGACAUUGUCUUAAAUGAGAACUUUUACAAUGUAAAAUGGACUUUUAGUAGUAGUAAAAACAUAAUAAAAAGUACUUAACUUUCAUGAAUAGCACACCUCCGUUCUCCCACAGCGUUCAGAGAUACAGAAAUUUUAACAGUUUGUCCAAAACCCUUCAGACUGGGUGACAUGGGGCAUAAUUUGCAUCGAUAAAUUGCUUUUUUUCACUGUUAUUCAGGCUCAAAGUAGCUCCACACCUCCUUGCUAGAAUCUGGAGAGCCCUGACAUUUAAAAUGAGGCAUUAAUAACUUAAAAAGUGCACAAAAAGCUUAUUAAAAACACUGUUUACAUCCUAUAAUGCUAGCUUCAGCUCCGAGCACCGUCAUCACUCCUCGUAAUGCCUCGUUUUAAAUGUCAGGGCUCUCCGGAUUCUAGCAAGGAGGUGUGGAGCUACUUUGAACCACCUGGAUGACGGUGGAAAAAUCGAUUUAUCGGGGCAAAUUAUGCCCCAUGUCACCCAGUCUGAAGAGUGUUUAAACAAACUAUUAAAAUGUCUGUAUCUCAGAACGCUGUGGGAGAAUGGAGGGGUGCUAUUCAUCAAAGGUAAAUACUUUUUAUCAUGUUUUACUACACCAAAAGUCCAUUUUACACCGGAGUUCUCCUUUAAGCCUCACAAUGUCGAUACAGGAAAAAAGGGGUUCAUGCACCAAAAAUGAAAGUAGCCCACCACAGACAGGGCUGCACUUCAUGCUUCAUGUGCUCCCAGCUGUUCAUCCAGGCAGAUCUGUCCAGAACCACUCUCUCCGAUUCAUAUCAGUUCAUUGUAUAUGUUUGUUUUAUUUCAAUCUUUUUCUUUUUUUUUCUCAGUGUAAAAUGAAAAGGCCCAGGCAGAAAGUGUGACGGAGGUGCACAGUGGUGCAGUAAAGUGUGUAGAUGAAGAAAAAUAGGGUCUUUUUCAAGUGCCUUUUUGAAAGUGUUGAUAUUUGAUUGAUAUGUUUGUGUUCGGUCUGAUACUGUGGCUUCUACAGGGGCAUUCGAACAAUACAGAGACUUACAGUGAAAUAUUCUAAUAUAUUGCAGGUUUGGAGAGAACUGCAUUGAUUCUUUUAAUGCCUUAAUACUAUAUGAAAAGUAUGUGUAUGUGUGAAUGAUGCUGUUUGGUCGUCAUUUAUAUGAAAAUGUAACGUCAGGCCAAGUUAAAAUGAAUUACAGUAACUGAUUACAGGGCAUUUUUGAGAUAUCUUAACUUAUUUUGUUUUUCCUUUUGUAUCUUAGUUUGGUUGACAAUACAUAUUGAGUUGGGACAUAAAAAAAUAAGUACCGUAUUUUACGGACUAUAAGGCGUACACUAAGUGCACCGGAUUAUAAGUCACAAUAAUAAGGAACAAGGGUGUUGCCAAGUUUCUAAUGGGGACGCUCCUUCUUAACUGUAUUGUUAUUCUCAAAAAACAUUUAUUUUAAAGUCAAUUGAGCACUGGAUGUUAAUCUACACAGAUUUCUUUCCUGAAAACUGUUUUUUUUUUUUUUUUGGGUGAGUAAAGUGCUUCCGUUUAUUUACAGUAAGCUUAGAUUUCCAGAUAUUCACUAAGGCUGGGUGCAGCAGCAUUAGCAUUAGCGGCUAACUGCUAAACUGCUAGUAAAUGCCCCCCCCGACAGCGCUACACUGAAGAACCCUGAGUGUUCUGGUAUUAUACUUUUAUUUGCACUUUUGAUUUUUACGGUGUAAAAAAUAUGGUUAAUGAGCUCCAUCUGAAAUUUAGAUAUGCCUUAAAUAUUGGGAUGUUAGGUUGUUUAGUCUGUUGCUCCUCUCCCUAAAAAAAGUUUAUAUUCAUUUUUAAUUCCCAUCUGCAGAUUAGAAUUCCUUCUAUUGCAUAAUGUCUUGUAGGUGAUUAUUACGGACUAUAGAGCUCUAAGCAAUGCUCAUUGCUAUCUUACAUACCGCCAACAGUCCAUUUUCACGCCUUGCGCCUGAUUAGUUUAAAUAGCAAAGGCGCUUAUGAAUAUAUAUCUACGGCGAUUGAUGUGGUGGCCUUGAAAUAAGGUGUGUUCAGGUAAAUUUUUGCCGUCAGUUUUGGACGUCAACAGUCAGACAUUCAUUGCUAUUUUGGAGGUGAAUUGUUAACACAGACCUCCAAGCAGCUGUAUCAUUAAUAGUAUUAAUAGUAAUCCACUAAAGUCAGACCACACCUGGCUCUUAAACUGAAUGACAAAUGACACUCUGAUUUUUUUUUCCUGAACUUGAACUGAGAAUAUAGAAUAUUUUUGGAUCUAAGUGGAUUUCUGCAGCUCCUCCAGAGUGACCAUAGGCCUUUGACCAGUGACCAGUGGUCUCCUUGCUCGAUCUGUCAGUUUGGGUGGAUGGUCAAGUCUUGGUAGGUUUGCAGUUGUAGAUUGUUUUUUUUUUUUUUCAUAAUUUUUACUUUUUCAUAAUUUUUAGUGAUGAAUUGAACGGUGCUCCUUGGGAUUCUCAAAGCUUGGGAAGUGUUUUAAAAUCUAACCCUGCUUUAAACUUUUCUACUCUAAACUUUAUCUGUGACCUGUCUGGUGAGUUCCUUGUUCUUUAUGAUGCUGUUUGUUCACUAGUGUUCUCUAACAAACCACUGAGGCCUUCACAGAACAGGUGUUUAUAUUUAUACUGAGACUAAAUUACACACAAAAUUGUACAUGGCUUUACAGCUCUCGAGUGGUGUGACUGUCUAACUGCCACAUUGUCAAGAGAAGGUCGGAAAUAAACAGUAAGCAAAUUAAGGGAGGGAGAGGCCAAAGGCUAAACAUCUUAAAGUCACAAUUUUUCAUUUUUAAAGUAAAAAAUAUAAGUUAGGAGAGAUUUUAUCUUUUCUUUGGCUUUUGAGUUAACUAAAAAAAAAAACUAAAUAAAUGUUCUGUAAUCGGGUUUUUUUUUUUCAAUUUUAAGUUGGCUUGACUUUGCAUCGUUUACAGUGUGAGGAUGAGUGGCUUGUAUGGAAAUAUGCUCUCACUAGUACGCUGUCCAACGUAUCCAAAUUUGCGACAGCAGCCAUGAAAGAACACAGCUGUGAGUCGGACAGCCGGGUCGCAGUCGGGCUUUUCGCAGGCUCUCGCUGUGUUUUUCUCUCUCUCUCUUUCUAUAUGCAAAGUGGUACUCUAACCAAAGGUGGUAUUACAUGCGUGUGAGUGUACGUGAGCCGCACACGUGGCAGAUUAUUAGAUAACAUGUAUCGUAUUCACAGUAGCUGUUGUUGUAGUACACGCGCAAAAGUUCAUUUUUAAAGUGUCCAAAUAUGAAUAAAGAGAUAUAAUAAGA